CAUGUCUAUAGACAUUUGUCGGUGCGCCUUCUUGAAAUAAUGUUGCUUAAUACUUCUUACUGUGUAAUAUAGAAAUUUUAUUUAAAAUUAAAUACGUGUUGUUGUGAAUACUAUUUAAAAAUUUUUAUCAAACAAUAAUAAAAUCGGUAACACACGUUAUAUAGUCAAAUACAGUUGUACACGUACAUUUUCUCUUUAAUUAAACGAGAAAGUUAAUAAUGCAUGUUUUGAAAUUGACGCUUGCAAUCUUUAUGUUCUCUGGAUGUUUUCGACCACUUUCAUGGACAUCUCCGUUCAAACGGAGAGUUUAUAAUAUUUACAGAUUAUAUGUAAUUAGUAUGAUAUAUUUCUUCUCAAUGGCACAAUUUAUGGACAUCGUUUUAAAUGUUGACAAUCCUAAUGACUUUACUGAUACUUUAAAUAUGGUGACGACUUCGUCUGCUGCAUGUUAUAAGCUGUUUAUUGUAUGGUUCAAUUAUCAGAAAAUUGCAGCGUUAAUUAAUUGUCUUACUGAAGAGCCAUUUAAACCAUUAAAUUUGGGUGAGGUGGAAAUACGACAGCAAUAUGAUAGAAUAAUACGGAACAAUACGUUACGUUAUUCAAGUUUAAUCGGAACAACAUGUUCAUUCAUCGCCUUGGUGUCACUGUUCACUGAUUUUAGGCAUAAAAAGUUGACUUAUAGAGAAUGGCUACCAUAUGAUUAUUCGUCUUACAUUCCUUAUUGUUUGACAUAUGCUCAGCAAAUGAUAUGUACCUUCCACGUUGCUAGUGUGAAUGUAGCUUGCGAUGCUCUUCUAUGUGGACUUUUAAUGCAUAUAUGUUGUCAAAUUGAUAUUUUGGAACAUCGUUUAAAAAAUAUUUUAAGCAAUCAAUUUACUCUGGGAUACUGCGUGCGCCAUCACAAUCGAAUUUUAGAAUAUGCACAAGUAGUGAAUAUGAGAUUUACGAAAAUAGUCGGAUUUCAGUUUAUGGCAAGUACAAUGGUAAUUUGUUCCAAUUUGUAUCAAUUGACCAAGUCGACUUUAAGUGCAAAUCAUGUUCCAUUAAUUAUGUACACAAGUUGUAUGCUGACACAAAUAUUUAUAUAUUGUUGGUUUGGAAACAAAGUCAAAUCAAAGAGUCUUCAAUUAAUGGAUAAUAUUUUCCAAAUGGAGUGGCCAAUUCUAGACAAUAGCAUUAAAAAGAGCUUUUUGAUGAUUAUGAAGCGUUCAAUGAUACCAAUUGAAAUUUCUACUAUAUAUAUUUUGACUAUAGAUUUGAAUUCUUUUGUAGGGUUACUUAAAACAUCAUAUUCUGUUUAUAAUUUAUUGGUGAGAGUGCAAGAAUAAGCAAGAUAUUAAAAAAAUGAGUCAAAUAAAAUGUUUGUUUCUAUUUAUUUCGUAUAAUUAAAGAAUAUUAAUAACAUAAUUAUAAAUAAUAUUACUAAAAUUUACGAUAAUAAGACAGCUGUAGGUAACGUUAUUAAAAAAUAUUUCAUUUUUUAUUAAUAUCCGAGAGUGGUAAAAAAUAUAUGUAUAUAAACACCGUAUUUUAUAUUUGAAAGUGUUUUAAUAUGACAUGUAAAGCGGGUAUAAAAAGAUAUAAAAGAAAAUUAAAGUUUAUAUAUCAUUUUAUUGAA
Messenger RNA from Solenopsis invicta (red fire ant), 1618 nucleotides. RefSeq names its product odorant receptor 46a. Gene Ontology annotation, molecular function: olfactory receptor activity; odorant binding. The transcript has 5 exons. NCBI's taxonomy places the organism in Eukaryota, Metazoa, Arthropoda, Insecta, Hymenoptera, Formicidae. The record is from RefSeq and is a predicted model, not a curated record. Bases 219 to 1328 code for a protein of 369 amino acids. Gene Ontology annotation, cellular component: plasma membrane. Gene Ontology annotation, biological process: sensory perception of smell; detection of chemical stimulus involved in sensory perception of smell.